GUGACAUAUUUGUGUAUUCGCGUUUCGCGGGCAAAAGUAAAAAGUUCCCUCGCAUUUUACUUCAUUUGUCGACAAGUCGUUCGGUUUUUAGCAUAUCAAAUUUUAUUUAUUUCUAGUGUCUAGAAUUUAAUAAAACAAGUAAACAUGUUUGAAGCUCGUUUAACACAAAGUGCUAUCUUCAAAAAAGUUUUGGAUGCAAUCAAAGAUCUUUUAAAUGAAGCUUCUUUUGAUUGCUCCGAGUCGGGUAUACAACUUCAAGCUAUGGAUAAUUCUCACGUUUCUCUUGUGUCUUUAACUUUGAAAUCCGAUGGGUUCGACAAAUACAGAUGCGAUAGAAAUCUUACUAUGGGCAUGAACUUGGCAAGUAUGUCCAAGAUCUUCAAAUGUUCAAGUAAUGAUGAUACAGUGACAAUUAAAGCACAAGAUGAUGCAGAUACUGUAACUUUCAUGUUUGAAGCUAAGAAACAAGAUAAAAUAUCUGAUUAUGAAAUGAAACUAAUGAAUCUGGAUCAAGAACACUUAGGAAUACCAGAAACUGAAUUUUCUUGUGUGAUUAAAAUGCCUUCUGGAGAAUUUGCAAGAAUUGUAAAAGAUUUAUCCCAAUUUGGAGAGUCUAUAGUAAUUUCUUGUACCAAAGAAGGUGUUAAAUUCUCUACUUCAGGUGAUAUUGGAAGUGCUAAUGUUAAAAUUGCCCAAACCAGCAACUUUGACAAAGAAGAGGAAUGUGUUAGCAUAGAUAUGCAAGAGCCUGUUACUCUCACAUUUGCUUGUCAAUAUUUAAAUUCCUUUACCAAAGCGACUCCUCUCACACCUGUUGUGCAGCUUUCUAUGUCUGACAAUGUACCACUUGUAGUAGAAUAUCAAAUACCAGAUCUGGGACACUUAAGAUAUUACCUAGCACCCAAAAUUGAAGAAGAUGAAAAUUAAAUAUUAGAACAAUAAGAUUUUAAUUAUUUUAGUGCCUUACAUUUAGUAUCAUUCAUAUUUUUUUUAAACAUCUCCCUCUAUAUAUAUUGUAUGGUAAUUGUAGAUAGGUUACAAGCUAAGUUAUUUUAUAAUAA
Psylliodes chrysocephalus is the source of this 1061-nucleotide messenger RNA. The record is from the annotation of a GenBank genome assembly. Lineage: Eukaryota; Metazoa; Arthropoda; Insecta; Coleoptera; Chrysomelidae.